ACACGGUAUUCACCUCCCAGAGCUCCAACAGGAUGGAGGUCCUGCGCGCCGCUGCUGUUUCUUCCUGAGCUUCAGCCAACUGAGAGAAAGUUUGCAGUUUUUUUGUGUUUUUUUUCCCCCUGCGUUUUUAUCACCGUUUUCUAUCCGGACAAAAAUAUUCUCCAAAUUUUCCUCUCCUUACUUUUUUUUUUAUUUCUUUCACCAAACAUCGCUGGAGCGUCUUGUCUUUUCAGAAGAGGAAGGCUUCCAGGGAUGGAGUCGAUGCCCGGACAUCUUGGAGACGCGGGACGAGACGCCAGCUCUUCCCCGAGUUUGAAGCAAGACGCUCCGAGCUUUUCCAGCCCCAACUCCCUCAAACCGAACCAAGUGAGUGAGACCUCCCUGUACGGGGUGCCCAUCGUGUCUCUGGUCAUAGAUGGGAAGGAGAGACUCUGCCUUGCACAGAUUUCCAACACCCUUCUGAAAAACUACAGCUACAACGAGAUCCACAACCGCCGGGUGGCUCUGGGCAUCACCUGCGUGCAGUGCACGCCCGUCCAGCUGGAGCUCCUGAGGCGCGCAGGGGCCAUGCCCAUCUCAUCCAGGCGCUGCGGGAUGAUCACCAAACGGGAGGCCGAGCGCCUCUGCAAGUCCUUCCUAGGAGCGCACAGCCCUCCGAAGCUGCCAGAGAAUUUCGCCUUUGACGUGUCCCAUGAAUGCGCCUGGGGCUGCAGAGGCAGCUUCAUCCCCGCCAGAUACAACAGCUCCAGGGCCAAGUGCAUCAAAUGCAGCUUUUGCAACAUGUAUUUCUCCCCGAAUAAGUUUAUUUUUCACUCUCAUCGCACUCCAGAGUCCAAGUACCUGCAGCCGGACGCGGCUAACUUCAAUUCGUGGAGAAGGCACCUGAAACUGACGGACAAGAAACAGUCUGAGGAUAUAAACCACGCGUGGGAGGAUGUUAAGGCCAUGUUCAACGGGGGGAGCAGAAAGAGGACUCUUCCCAUGAGCGGGUCGGGAAUGUCUUCAUCGUUGAAGUCGCAGACCUCCUCCAGUUUGGCUCCAACUAGUUCCCCUGAGAUCCCUCACAAAACUUUACGGUGCGACGAGGAGCAGGGAAGCAAUAACUUAAGUUUGGCUGGAGGCGCACGGAGCUACCCGGUCAUCCCUGUGCCCAGCAAGAGCUUUGGCAUGCUGCAGAAGAUCCCCCCACCCCUAUUCCCCCAUCACCCCUAUGGUUUCCCCAGCUAUGGGCUGUGUCAGAAAAAGAGCGACGCAGUGACUGAUGGGAACAAAUCCGCGGUUCCGGGUGUGUUCUGGCCCGGAGCCAAGGACUCCCUCUACCCCGCUUUCCCCAUGUUCUGGCCCACAGCAGGAGGCCUGCCCAUGCCACCCUACCCGGGCGCCCCACCUAAACCUCCAACUGAGCGUCCGGGUGUCCGGCAAACUGAGUUGGACCUUUCUGACCAAAGCGAUCGGGGCGCAAACACACCCAAAGACACAACCCCGCAUCCUCACCAUGAGCGCAGCCCGAGCUCCCAGUCCUCCUCCACCAGAAACGACGAGGACAGAUCCGGAGACGAGGCCUCUCAGAGGAAGAUCAGCUACAUCUCAGCCUUCAGACCCGUGGUCAAAGACGCGGAAACGAUCGCCAAACUCUACGGCAACCGGGACGGGUUCGGCGCGCGUCCCGGCUACCUGUCCCCGGAUUUCAUCAGCGAGAGCUCCAGCUACAGAUCGGCGUCCCCGGACAGGGACAGCGUAGUGGACGAUGAGGACGACGAUCCAGACGUGGACGUGGAAUCCAACCGGGGUCCGGAGGAAGAGGAGUCCAUCCGGAUCUCACCGGGUGGGGAUGUCCGAGGCUCCCCUGCGCAGGAGCGGCUCUGCGCUGCAGCCGAGGAGGGCCAGCAGCGGCCUGACGGCUCCAUCAGCCCGGGGGCGGCUGGGGUGUCACCGCAGGCCUCAUCGGAUGAGGAGCGACAGAUGCGUAACAGCUCCCCUCCUCAUGAGGUGUUCCCUCAUGAAAGGGACGCACCGAUGCUCCUCCUGAACGACCGUCCUUCCUUCAGCUCCAAACCACCCAACAGACCCAGCGGUAUCCAUCACAUGGCUGAAGCGCAAACACAGCAUGGCGCAACUUCCUAUUCAGAGAAGGACAGACAAGGUGAUGGAGCUUUACGCAUCGACAUCAGUGUGCAUGAAAGAGAUCUGGAGAAUAUGGCCAAAGAGGAGUUGCAGAAGCAGCUGGUGGAGCAAGUGGAGCUGAGGAAGAAGUUGGAGAGAGAAUUUCAGCAUCUGAAAGAUAAUUUCCAGGAUCAAAUGAAGCGUGAGCUGUCCUACAGAGAGGAAAUGGUCCAGCAGUUGCAGAUUGUUCGAGACACUUUGAGCAGCGAGUUGGACCAAGAGAGAAAGGCUCGUUAUGCAAUACAGCAGAAACUAAAAGAAGCUCACGACGCCCUUCACCAUUUCUCCUGCAAGAUGCUCACUCCUCGUCAUUGCACUGGAGCCUGCACCUUCAAGUCUCCUCUGCUGCCCCCCUAGUGCCACUGUCCUACAGCUGACUGCAACCCAGCCUGAUAAAAAAAAAAAAAAAAAAAAAAAAAAAAAAAAACAUGUUUGAAGAUCCAACUUCGAGAACCUUCAAGUGUUCACCCCUUCCACCGAGGAUUCCUGCUGCAGCUGCUGGUGCCACUGCUCUGCAGAUACACCUCCAUUAAGGCUCUGGAGGAGAUGGAUUCUGCAGCAACCUCUCCUCCAAACAACUGGACUCUUGUGUUAAAGAGAUCAUGCUGUGAAUCAGAGGAUUGCUGAUGCAAAGCUGCAAAGCUAAAACCAAGGAGGUCGCUGAAUAAAAACUCUUUGCUCUUUCACUAUCUGAAGAGAAUAAUGCUACAUUAUUUAAAUAAAUAAAAAUAUAUAUAUCACAUGACAAUGUGCAAUGGCUUGUAAAAUUGUGAUUUUAAGUUCAACUCUCAUUUGUUAGUUUGGUUGCAUAUGUUUUUACAUGUAUUUAUAAUGUACCUUGGGUUUGUACACUGUGUAUGUCAUCAAGCACUUUAAAUGGGCAACAUUUUUAAAUUUGGACACCAAAUUUGCUCCUCCAGUUUGUUUGCGUGUGUUAUGAAUACAGCACAUAGUUAUGAGCACUUACUGCAGCCGCCCUUCGGGUUUUUCACUUCAGAUUAUGGAGGCGAAAGAAGCACCAUUAAAAGGAAAAGAAAAUGCACUGACUGCUGGUUACGAAUGUUUGCUUCUCAUUUUUCUGUUUUCUUUUUCUGUUUCCUCUCAGUAAACUGAACCAAAACCUCCUCUGUUUUCUUUUUAUACAGAGAAAAACAAUCUCAAGUAUGAAUUGUUUCCACUCUUUUCUUUUUUCUCCUGUUUAUCUCCUGUACAAAUCCAAAUAAAACCUGAAAAGCUC
Messenger RNA from Cyprinodon tularosa, 3400 nucleotides. RefSeq names its product SKI family transcriptional corepressor 1 homolog-B-like. The record is from RefSeq and is a predicted model, not a curated record. The transcript has 9 exons. Gene Ontology annotation, biological process: negative regulation of transcription by RNA polymerase II; negative regulation of BMP signaling pathway. The coding region runs from base 253 to 2520 and encodes 755 amino acids. Gene Ontology annotation, cellular component: nucleus; transcription regulator complex. Gene Ontology annotation, molecular function: RNA polymerase II cis-regulatory region sequence-specific DNA binding; DNA-binding transcription factor activity, RNA polymerase II-specific; SMAD binding. NCBI's taxonomy places the organism in Eukaryota, Metazoa, Chordata, Actinopteri, Cyprinodontiformes, Cyprinodontidae.